AAAAAACUUAUAGACCAUCUUUCAAAAAUUAAACAAAAAUUUUAUACUUAGAGGUCAGGACCAGUCGCUUCCUUUUAAUAAUCUUUUCUCACAACCGGAGUAUUAUAACCUAUAAAAUUUUAUUAUUUUUCUAACACUUCGAAAACACGACUGUAUUAUUACAAAAAGAUGUCCUCGAGGCAAGGAUUUAAAUUUGUUCCCAAGCUUCUAAAUGUUGACAGGAACAAAGGUCAACAAGCAAAGAGGAAAAAAUUUACUCUAGUAUUUGAUGAAGAAAAACGAAAAGAAUUUUUAACUGGAUUUCGGAAAAGAAAACUUCAACGAAUACAAAAAGCAAAAGAAGAAUUCGAAGCUCAAUGUAAGGAAGAAAAAAAACGAAUUAGAAGAGAAGCAAAAGAAAAUUUAAAGAAACUAGUAUCCCAACGUGACAUACCUGAGUUAGAAGAACUGGUCGCUCAAACUGAACAUAAAUAUGAAAUGCAGGGAAAAACAGUUAGUAUAUUGGAAUUGGAUGUAAAUCAAUUGAGACAAAGUGAUAAUUGGAUAGGAGAAAAUAAGCCAACUUAUGAAAAAGAUGUAGUUGAUAAUGAUGAUAGUGAUGAUGAAGAAUCUACUACGGUCCCCGGUAUGGAACUUAAAACUAAACCUAAAUUUGUUGAGGAACAAAGUGAUGGGUUACAUCUAACGAAAAAAGAAUUAUCGCGAGUAGUACAAAAAGAAACGUUACAAAAAAUGAAAAAAAAUGUAAUAUUUCAACGAAAACAAAAAAUACUUCGAUCUAAAAACAGAAAAAUCGCAAUAAAAGAGAAAAUUAGAAAACAACGCUUAAGCGAGCGCGUAAAAGGCAAGCCCGUAAAAGGUAAAAAAAAGAACAAAAAAUCCUCGCGAAGUAAAGAAUAAAUUGUAAUUAUUUUAUAUUUAUAUUUUGUAUAAAAAAAUAAAUAUUAAUCAAGUGUA
This is a messenger RNA of Cotesia glomerata, 957 nucleotides long. It is a transcript of the gene vito, whose product is annotated as nucleolar protein 12. Gene Ontology annotation, molecular function: RNA binding. The record is from RefSeq and is a predicted model, not a curated record. The coding region runs from base 169 to 900 and encodes 243 amino acids. The transcript is spliced from 3 exons. Lineage: Eukaryota; Metazoa; Arthropoda; Insecta; Hymenoptera; Braconidae. Gene Ontology annotation, cellular component: nucleolus.